This is a messenger RNA of Lentinula edodes (shiitake mushroom), 3891 nucleotides long. RefSeq names its product D-isomer specific 2-hydroxyacid dehydrogenase. The record is from RefSeq and is a predicted model, not a curated record. Gene Ontology annotation, biological process: proteasome-mediated ubiquitin-dependent protein catabolic process. The transcript is spliced from 15 exons. Gene Ontology annotation, molecular function: NAD binding; oxidoreductase activity, acting on the CH-OH group of donors, NAD or NADP as acceptor. Gene Ontology annotation, cellular component: proteasome storage granule; nucleus; proteasome regulatory particle, base subcomplex. Lineage: Eukaryota; Fungi; Basidiomycota; Agaricomycetes; Agaricales; Omphalotaceae. The coding region runs from base 1 to 3891 and encodes 1296 amino acids.
AUGGUCGUCCCCUAUCAGUCUUCUGCGGCUGGUGUUCUUGCUUUGCUAUCCGAGCCAGAUCCUGUUUUCAAGCAACAUGCAUUAAAGUCCCUCAAUGACCUGGUCCCGCGGUUUUGGGCCGAGAUUUCGGAACACAUUGCUCUCAUUGAAUCCUUGUAUGAUAACGAUGAUAUGCCCAAGGACGCACGAGAUUCAGCUGCACUACUGGCCAGCAAAGUCUACUACUUCCUCGGAGAGUAUGUAGAGUCCCUUUCAUUUGCAUUGGGAGCAGGAAACGCGUUUGAAGCCGAGUCUCGCGUUCUUGGCUCAGAAGAGUAUGUGGAGACUGUGAUGUCAAUGGCGAUCGACAAAUACAUUGAGUUGUGUACCGAAGAACAGGCGAGCAGCAAACAAGACAAAAUCGAUCCACGUCUUCAGCGCAUUAUAGAAAACAUAUUUACACGCUGCAUAUCCGAAGGAGAAUAUAAGCAAGCGGUUGGGAUCGCAUUGGAAUCCCGUAGAUUGGAUAUCAUAUCCAAAAUAUACGAACAAGUGAAAGACACAUCCAUCCUAUCUUAUGCUAUGGAAGCUGUGAUUGACUCUGGUUUUUCACUGUCAUAUCGUGACACCGUUCUUCGUUUCCUCUUCCCCCUCUUCCCUCGGCCAACCGCUGGUGAUGGGUCGGCGCUUGCGCAUGCCCUCACGCGACUACUGGUCACUCUCGGUGACCCAUCCCUAACCGUUCCGCUGCUGGUCUCGCUUGUACCUAAGGAGAAGCUGCUCGCCUAUCAAUUUUCCUUUGACCUUGUAGAAGGCGGAGCACGAGACUACUUGGAUCUUGUCCGCACCCAACUUCCUGCUGGUGACGAUGAUACGAAGGAAAUUUUCGACAAGAUACGGAGUAUUCUCACCGGUCAGGAGUCGGUCAAACUUUAUCUUGAAUUCUUGAAACGGAAUAAUCACGUCGAUACUCUCAUCCUCAAGCAUACUAAGGAUUCCUUAGAGCCUCGUUCGUCUAUUUAUCACACGGCACUAACGCUCCAGAACGCGUUCAUGCACUCUGGUACAACCUCAGACUUAUUCUUGCGUGAAAAUCUGGAAUGGCUCGGACUUGCGUCCAAUUGGUCGAAAUUUUCCGCCACUGCAGGUCUGGGUGUAAUUCACAAGGGUUAUUAUGAGCAGGGAAUGACCAUUUUGGGCCCAUACCUUCCUCAAAACGGCAACGAAAGUAGCGUUCCUGGUGCUGCAUACUCUGAGGGCGGUGCACUGUAUGCCUUAGGUUUAAUCAAUGCAGGGUGUGGAACCGAGGUUUCCGGAUAUUUAAGGGAGGCACUGCGGUCUGCACAAGGAGAAGUUGUUCAGCAUGGAGCGGCCUUAGGCUUAGGGAUUGCUGCAAUGGGGUCGAAGAACAUGGAAACAUUUGAGGACCUCAAAAAUAUCCUCUUCAUGGAUUCUGCCGUUGCUGGUGAAGCCUCGGGUUACGCAAUGGGUCUGAUUAUGUUAGGUACCGCCACAGAAGAGCCUGUGCGCGAAAUGCUGUCGUAUGCCCGCGAAACUCAGCAUGAAAAGAUCAUACGUGGCCUUGCGAUUGGUAUUGCGUUUGUUUUCUAUGGUCGUCAAGAAGAGGCCAACCAGACAGUGAAGGAACUGCUCGCCGAAACAGAUCCAAUUUUGCGUUACGGAGGUGUUUAUACGCUCGCGCUGGCUUAUGCUGGAACCUCCAAUAACGAUGCUGUCCGCCAGCUAUUGCAUAUUGCAGUCUCUGAUGUUUCCGACGACGUUCGACGCGCUGCGGUCACCUCACUUGCGUUCUUGUUAUUCAAGAACCCUAGUCAAGUACCACGCAUAGUUCAGCUACUCAGCGAAAGCUACAACCCUCACGUACGUUGCGGAGCUACACUUGCCCUGGGUAUAGCAUGUGCUGGCACAGGCAUGCAGGAUGCUAUCGAAAUCCUGGAGCCAAUGACGAAGGAUAGCGUUGACUUUGUACGUCAGGGUGCAUUCGUUGCACUUGGAAUGAUCCUCCUCGAGCAAUCUGAGGCAUCUUCUCCGUCAUUAGCAUCUACGCGUUCACUUUAUAGUAGAAUCGUCGCCGAUAAACAUGAAGAUCCAAUGGCCAAACUCGGUGCAGCAUUAGGUCAAGGGCUCAUUGAUGCUGGAGGACGGAACGUGACUAUCAAUCUUCAAAGUCGAGCAGGAAGUAGAAACACCAAUGCGAUUGUUGGUAUGGUCUUAUUUUGUCAAUUUUGGUACUGGUAUCCCCUUGCCCAUUGCGCUUGUCUUGCCUUUGAACCUACUGGAAUUAUUGGAUUGGACGGCGACUUGAAGGUGCCCAAAUUCGAGUUCACCUCGAACGCUAAACCAAGUUUGUUCGCCUACCCACCUACGACGGCACCACCCAAGAAGGAGACUGUUAUCAAGGUUGCAACAGCUGUUCUGUCGACGACCGCCAAAGUCAAAGCUAGAGAGAAGAAAAAAGCUGCGGCAGAAGGGGACGCGAUGGAAACCGACGAGAAGCCUGAUGUGAAAACUGAGGGUGAUGGGGAUAUCGAGAUGAAAACCGAGGGUUCGUCGAAAGAGGUAUACGUACUUAGUACAUCCCCAGCGGGCACCUCUAAAUCGGCGAAGAAGGAGCCAUCAUCUGAAACUUUGCCAAAUCUCUCUAGGGUCACACCUGCUCAGCUUGCAUACAUAAGUUUCCCCGCUGAUGGAAAGUAUCAACCCGUCCGUGCGGUCACUGCCAAACCAGUUUCAACUCGAGGAGGAAAGACCACCAAGCAAGUUGAGGAGAAGGCUGCUGGCGGAGGCGGUAUCUUGAUCUUGGUCGAUCGGCGUCCUCAAGAGACAGCAGAAUUCAUUCAGUUUGAGACUGUGAUACAACCCCCGCCUGCUGAUCCAGUCUCAACAGACAAUGACGAUACAACCCGUUCUGUUGAAUCUGGUCCGCAUAUAGCGCUCGAUGAGGAUACAUCAGAGGCGGAAGCUCCAUCAUCUUUUGAGGUAAAUUUAGUAUUUUUCAAAUUUGAUAUCGACGUUUUCACGGAAACUCUUUCCGAUGAAGAUAGCUUAGCAAAGCAACUCGAACCUUAUGAGAUAAUUUGUGCAAUGCGCGAGCGUACAAAAUUUCUCCCGUCAUUGUUGGAUCGUUUGCCCAAUUUGCGGUACCAAAAAUUAAUUGCCACUACCGGUCGAGUGAAUAGAAGCAUUGACGUGGAUUAUGCCAAAAAGAAAGGGAUAUACGUUUCUGGUACGGGAAGUGCUGGGAAUGCAACAGUCGAACACAUUUGGGCUUUGAUAAUGAGUGUGGCUCGUCAAAUUGUCGCUGAACAUAUCAAUAUAAGGAUGGGCAAUCCUCAGUGGCAGACUGUCGUGCCCAUCGGACUUGCCGGUUCUACACUGGGCUUGAUUGGGGUAGGUAGGCUGGGAUCAGCAACUGCCAAAAUUGCGAAAGUGUUUGGGAUGAAAGUCAUUGGCUGGUCUCCGAAUCUUACGCCAGAACGUGCAGAAGCUCAGGGAGUAGAAUUCAUUGCGUCAAAGCAAGAAUUGCUGGGUCGUAGUGACAUUGUAUCGCUGCACUUGGUUCUAUCGGAAAGAACGACGAAAAUAAUCAAUGCAGCAGACCUGGCUUCAAUGAAAAUGUCGGCUUAUCUGAUCAAUACAUCUCGAGGACCUCUUAUCGAUGAACCUGCCCUCGUCGACGCUUUGAAGAACAAGAAAAUAGCAGGGGCGGGACUAGACGUGUUUGAACAAGAACCUCUUCCACUGGAUCAUCCACUCAGGUUCCUAGAUAACGUUACGCUGAGUCCCCACAAUGGAUAUGUCAACCAAUCCAAUUAUGAGGUUUUUUGGACGGAGACAGUAGAGAACAUAAGCGGUUAUUUGGAAGGGAAGCCUCGGUCGCUAUUACAGUAA